This is a messenger RNA of Schistosoma turkestanicum, 228 nucleotides long. The record is from the annotation of a GenBank genome assembly. Lineage: Eukaryota; Metazoa; Platyhelminthes; Trematoda; Strigeidida; Schistosomatidae.
AUGGCUAAUUCUGGACGUCACACUAAUGGUUCACAGUUUUUCAUCACACUAGCACCAGCUGAAUGGAUGGAUAACCGUUACGUAGCAUUUGGGUGUGUAAUUGAAGGAAGUUUAACUCUGGAUAAAAUGGAAGACGUCCCAACUCAAUACGAACGUCCAUUGAAAGAUAUAUGUAUCGAAAAUAUUAGCAUUGUAAAUCCCGACGACUUAAAAACUACAAUUUUCUAA